AUGGUAUUGCAUAUGGCCUAUCAGCUAUUCAUAAAACGAAUAUUAUCCACCGUGAUUUUCAUAGUGGAAAUAUUUUGAUAGAUGGUAAUUAUCCUGUAAUAGGUGAUUUAGGAUUAAGUAAAUCAGCUACAGAAGCUGAAGAUAAUGAAAUUUAUGGAAUUAUUCCAUAUAUGGCUCCAGAGGUUCUUCAAGGGCAAAAAUAUACUAAAAAAUCAGAUAUUUAUAGUUUUGGUAUGAUUAUGUGGGAGUGGAUGACAGGAAGAAGACCUUUUUGGGAUCGUGCUCAUGAUACUGAGCUGAUUAUUGAUAUUUGUGAUGGCUUACGUCCUCCAAUUGGUAACAUAGGCGCACCUGAAGGUUAUAUUGAGCUAAUGAAAGAAUGCUGGGAUCCUGAUCAAAGUAAAAGGCCAGCUAGUGACAUCAGUAGUAGAAAUGUAAAAUAA
Messenger RNA from Funneliformis geosporum, 443 nucleotides. The record is from the annotation of a GenBank genome assembly. Lineage: Eukaryota; Fungi; Glomeromycota; Glomeromycetes; Glomerales; Glomeraceae.